AUGUGUGUCGACUUGAAGCUCUCUGCACUUACAGAGGAGCAGUUCAAAUGCCUGAUCUUCGUCGCGGGCCUCAAGUCACCCAAAGAUGCUGAUAUUCGAAUGCGACUCAUUACGCAACUCAACGAAUCGUCGGACAUCACCCUGGCCAAGAUCAUCGAGGACUGCCGGAACCUUAGCAAUCUGAAAAACGACAACGUGAUGGUCGAAAAACAGUCCCCAGUGUCAGUGCAUGCAGUGAAGGAGAAGACCUACAAAAACAACAAACCCAAACGUAAACAAAUGGGUGAAAAGCCGGUUACCGAUCAUCUACGGUCGCCUUGUUGGUCCUGCGGCGGCAUGCACUACUCCAAAGAUUGCCAGUUCCGGGAUCAUCUGUGUCGAGAGUGCGGAAAUCCAAAACGCCCGGUGGCAUUCAGCGUCAAAGGUAGUGUCGAGCAAGAAAUCAACCGUCUGCACAAUCUAGGAGUCCUACAACCAGUCGACUUCUCUGACUGGGCUGUGCCGAUUGUGGCCGUCAGAAAGCCAAAUGAUAGUGUCCGAAUAUGCGCAGAUUUUUCAACCGGGCUUAACAGUGUACUAGAGGCCAACCAGUACCCUCUUCCCCUGCCGGAUGAUAUUUUCGCCAGAAUGUCCGGAUGUCGUGUUUUUCGCCACAUUGAUCUUUCAGAUGCCUACCUACAGGUAGUGGUGGAUGAGAACAGCCAGCCACUACUCAUAAUCAACACUCAUCUGGGCCUCUACAGAUUCACACGGCUAUCUCCAGGCAUCAAAUCAGCUCCCGGCGCGUCUCAACCGAUUACUGAUGCGAUGACUAGUGGACUUCAAUUCACCUCUGGUUAUAUUGAUGACGCUAUCGUUGCUGGAAGAUCAGAGGAAGAACAUAACCGGAACCUACAUCUUUUUCUUGGUCGCCUCCAAGAGUACGGGUUUACGGUGCGCAUCGUUAAAUGCCGAUUUUUCAUGUCUCAAAUCAAACACCUCGGUCACAUUCUGGAUGGUGAUGGUAUUCGCCCAGAUCCAGAAAAAGCUUCCGCUAUCGCUACCAUGCCGCCUCCUCACGAUAUUUCCACCCUCCGUUCGUACCUCGGAGCCGUAAAUUACUAUGGCAAAUACAUUCCAGAGAUGCGCAAGUUACGGUUCCCUAUGGACACAUUGUUGAAAACGGGGGUCAAGUGGGAAUGGAGUGAUGCUUGUCAGAAAUCGUUCGAUAGAUUCAACCAACUUUUACAAUCAACACUAGCCCUCACUCACUACAACCCAGCUUUAGAGAUAGUGGUAUCAGCUGAUGCGUCUUCGAUCGGAAUUGGAGCACGAAUUGCACAUCGGUUUCCGGACGGAACAAUAUAA
This is a messenger RNA of Uranotaenia lowii, 1347 nucleotides long. RefSeq lists its product as uncharacterized. The transcript is spliced from 2 exons. The record is from RefSeq and is a predicted model, not a curated record. Bases 1 to 1347 code for a protein of 448 amino acids. Lineage: Eukaryota; Metazoa; Arthropoda; Insecta; Diptera; Culicidae.